AUGUUCAACACUCACAUCAAGAUUACUGGCAGAUCCAUCUACAAGCAUCCUCGUCGCAUCGGUCGCAUUAGGAAAUAUCUCAGUAAUGACACCUGCCAGACAUUAAUUCAUGCUGUUCUAUCUGCUAAGCUUGAUUAUGGGAAUUCAUUAUUAUUUGGACUGCCGGACAAUAGCAUCAAUCUUCUUCAACAUGCUCAAAACACUGCUGCAAGAAUCAUCACCCACACUAGAAAAUAUGAUCACAUAUCUCCAGUUCUACAGAACUUACAUUGGCUACCUGUUCGUUAUAGGAUUGACUACAAACUUAUGCUGUUGACAUUCAAAGCUCUGAAUGGACUUGCUCCAAACUACAUUCUUGAUCUACUUCAUGUGUACACACCCAGUCGCUGUCUUCGUUCUUCCAAUAAGAAGCUUCUCCAUAACACUAACUACAGACAGAAAACAUAUUGUGGACGUGCCUUCUCAUAUGCAGCUCCAAAACUCUGGAAUGACCUUCCACUUGAUCUUCAUGAAGUUACUGAUGUCAAUAUUUUUAAAACGAGACUUAAGACCUACUUGUUCAGCAAAGCCUACAGUGUGGGAUAA
Molecule: messenger RNA, 585 nt
Organism: Saccoglossus kowalevskii
Lineage: Eukaryota; Metazoa; Hemichordata; Enteropneusta; Harrimaniidae
Source: RefSeq, a predicted model, not a curated record